Messenger RNA from Colletotrichum gloeosporioides, 591 nucleotides. RefSeq lists its product as uncharacterized. The record is from RefSeq and is a predicted model, not a curated record. NCBI's taxonomy places the organism in Eukaryota, Fungi, Ascomycota, Sordariomycetes, Glomerellales, Glomerellaceae. The transcript has 2 exons. The coding region runs from base 1 to 591 and encodes 196 amino acids.
AUGUUCACCAACGCCUCAACUUCCGAACACGCUCUCGAAAUCACCUGGGAGAGCACCUCCAAAGUGCUCCUAAACGGUGGAAACGCAGCCUUCGCCUUCGGCCCGGGCUUCGCAAACUCCACUGCGCCGCCGUCUCCGGCUCUCUCUCUCCACACCGUCGACCCGGCCGCGUCCCUGACGUGUUACGACCACCAACAAGGCGCCGGGGCACCGCAGAAUUGGACCUGGUUCCAGCUCCACUUCCCCGGCUCCUCAACCAAAGCGAGCAUCUGGGCGUACGACUUCGGCAGCCCGUCUUUCGACGCUUACCGCUUCGCUACUAUCAUAGUGGGCGAGGAGUCACAGUGUGUGAUCCCCUUCAAUAUGGAAGCCGGCGGCGGGGCCUGUGGCUCGUGGACCUUGGCCAAGCCCAACCUCGUUGACCCUCAGAGUUGGACGCUCAACUUUGAGAACGGCGACGCGCAGGAGGUCCAGUUUUUGCGAAGGAAAUAUAUGGUUCCAGGCAGCUUAGUGACACGAUUUACGCGGGGUAUAUCAAUGUGUCUGGGAGUUUCCUGGAGCAGGAAGGGGGACUCGGGGUUGUGGAGAUGA